Clarias gariepinus (North African catfish) is the source of this 2813-nucleotide messenger RNA. RefSeq names its product cysteinyl leukotriene receptor 2a (gene cysltr2a). NCBI's taxonomy places the organism in Eukaryota, Metazoa, Chordata, Actinopteri, Siluriformes, Clariidae. Bases 173 to 1183 code for a protein of 336 amino acids. Gene Ontology annotation, biological process: G protein-coupled receptor signaling pathway. Gene Ontology annotation, molecular function: G protein-coupled receptor activity. Gene Ontology annotation, cellular component: plasma membrane. The transcript is spliced from 2 exons. The record is from RefSeq and is a predicted model, not a curated record.
GGGAAAAAGACAAGCCCUAACAAAACUACUUCUCUUCAUUCUGCCUUCCUGCUUCAGUCUCAUGAAACUCGUGCAGCUCUUAUCUCUUUUGGAGGUGCAGCUCGAGGCGUCUGCAUUUUCCUCUCUCUGACAGGUCUACGGUUUUAAACUCAAGUUUAUUAAAAGUGGUGACAUGGUUUCACAAAACUGCAGCAUUAAGGAUUUCAAGGAGUCCGUGUUUCCCGCUGCCUACCUGCUUGUCUUUAUUCUGGGUGUUGUAGGACACUUGGUCUCCAUGUACAUCUUCUUCUGUGUAUGGAGGAAGAAGAGAUGUCUGACUACGGUCAACCUGUUCAUGGUUAAUCUGCUGGUGUCAGACCUUAUGCUGGUGUGCUCGUUGCCUUUCAGAGCUUCUUACUAUCUUUCGGGGUCUCGUUGGAAAUACGGCAGGGUGCCCUGCCGUCUCAUAUUCUACGUCUUCUACCUGAACAUGUACACAUCUAUCUACUUUUUGGUUUCCCUUAACAUCAUGCGGUAUUUGGCGAUGGUGCAGCCGUACCGCUACAAACGCUUGCAGAGAUGGUGUAAUGGACCAUUUGUUUGUCUGUUUAUCUGGCUGUUUGUUGCGCUGACCACCAGUCCUUUGCUGUUUCUGACCCAGGGUAAAAAUACGACCAUAGAUAACAGUCACGAAUGCAUGGAGUUACGAAACAACAACCAAAGCAUCCAGAUUUUAAUCUUUAUCAACAACACAACUCUGACCGUGGGCUUUGUGUUGCCUUUGGCAUGCACCUUGUGGUGCUCUGUGUUUGUAGCCUACAGACUGUGGAGGCCUGGGCCAUCCCAGCAGACGAUCACCAUCAUGAAGAAGAAAGCCUUUGCUUUGGUCAUCAUCAGCCUCUGCUUUUUUAUCAUCUGCUUUUUACCGUAUCAUGCCAUGAGGACAGUCUUUUUAUAUACAGAAUUGGGUGUGAGCAAUGACAAGUUUGGCAGUUCUUGCAAUGUUGUCUGGAUAGUACGUAAAGGCGCGGUAGUGACACUUUGCUUGAGUGUAGCCCACAGCUGCCUGGAUCCUAUCCUGUUCUUUUUUGUUGGAGAAAAUUUCAGGUCUUUCUUUACGCAGCAGCUGAGGAGAUGGAGAACAGAUACAGGCAACAGAAAAAGAGGCCAGCAGGGGGCAGAGUUGAAGAUCCUACAAAAAUAAGACUGUAACAAAUAAGACAAAGGGUUCAAAUGACUCAAUUGCUUGUACCGGGGGAAAAAAUCGCAGGAUAUCAGAUGUUUAUCUUUUUUUGGCUCAAUGAUUCUUAAAAAAAAAAAAUUGUUUAUUACAAUGUACACAUCAUUAUGUCUCUCUAAAGGUUAUGUUUGAGGAGCAUUACACUAUCCAAACAUUAAGUAAUGUACUUGGCAGGUUGUAAAAAGCUUCGCUUGCAAUGUUUAUUGUUCCUGAUGUGAUGACGAAGUUAAACGUAAGUUGUUUUGCAAUAUUUAAUAAUGUUGCUUAUAAAACAUUCUCUUAUGGCUGAAACUAAUAUUACUGUACAUAAAAAGAUAUAAAUUAGUGUAACCUACUCAAACGUAAUGACAAAUAUACUGAAAACUUGGCAAUGUUUACUUUUUCUUUCUUGAGAAAUACAAAUGUGAAAUGAAGGAAGACAAAUAAUAUUUAACAAUCUAUAUAAAUGUAGUGCAAUGUACCUCAAUCCAUAGAUUACUGACAACACUUCAUACCAUCAAUUAGUUUUAGCUGGGAAUGGCAAACACAUUUUUAUAAUCUCUGAAAAUGACACAGUUGUCUGUGGGUGUACUUUAUGAUUUUGCUGAGCAUGUUGGGAUAUUUUAAAAUAGCUAAUAUGGGUGGGUCAAAUUCUUUAAAAAGCAAGUGGGAGCAUUUCCUUCUACAUUUAGCUAAUAUGUAGAUGACACUCUUAUUAAAAGUGCAAACAGCUGAAGUUGCAGCAAUGCAGAGAACCUGGAAAAUCUGUAAGUGUUCAUAAACAUGACCUAAAGACUGAAUCUAGCUUUAAAUGAUUACAUUUUUAGUACCAUUGUGACUAAAGACAGCUAACAUAGAGAGAAAUGUGGGAAAUACUUUUAUUAAAGUCUCAGUGUCAUCUAAAAUCCACCACCUGGAGGAUAUGAAAUUCAUCGGACUGCUACAAAUAGCAUCCAGUGGUAAUGGCAAAAGUGAAACACAGUAAAUGAAACAUGCUAAUGGGGGGAAAAUGAGCUUAUUAUCUUAAACUUACUUUGUAGAACAUUAAUGCAAACCUGUUUUCUAAACAAUUGGCAUCACAGGCUGGAUCACAGAAACUGAUGAUAUAAUCAUUUUAAUCACAUUUAGAAAAAUUAAACAAACUCUGUAAUCUUACAAUUCAGCAUGGCGGUAUAAUGAUUAGCAAUGUGGCCUCCUCACACCUUCAAGGUCUGUGUAAAUGGAGUUUACAUGUUCUCCCUGUGCAUAGUAAGUUUCCUCUGGGUAUUCCAGUUUCCUCCAACAAUGCAAAUACAUGCAAAGUAAGCUGAUCAGUGUUUCCAAAUUUCAAAUUGUGUGAAUGAGUUUGUGUGCCCUGCGAUGUCAUCCAGGGAGUACCCUGCCUCGUGACCCAGGUCUUCUGAAAGAGAUAAUAUAGAGGGUGCAACAAAACAUGGAGAACACCUUAACACCUGGUUUGGAAUAGAAUUGACCAAAAUUUUAUAUUGACUUUUAGGGAUGCUGCUAAGAGGGAAGGGGCCUUUAAGAAAAAACAAAUCCAAGGGCCCAUGAGUUUCAUCAAGGUUGGGGACUCAGUAAGUUAGGUUUUCAGAGAGCCUAGAAUCAGCAGUGGUGC